ACUCUACCACUUACACGUUAGUUGGGCGAUACGUAUGAUAUGUGUAGCUCACUUAUAACCUAGGGACGAUGCUGUUAUAAUGUUAUAAGUAUUGCGGGAAGCUGCGGCAGAGUACUUGCCUCCUGUUCAGUGAGCGUUACAGUGCUGACACACCACAGAUGAAAAAACAAACAACAGACUAAGAAGGAAAAGUCAGCCAGACGACAGAGUUGCCAAACCUUCACUGCUCAAUCACCGCCGUGCGAGGACUAUACUGUGGUGGCUCGACUAACCACAACUGAAUUAUUGUGACUUUCACAUGAGCCUUAAUUAACAUAGUGUCUUGCUUGACAUCGCUGUACAAUCAACGGGAACGUCAACGAAGGCAGUGAAGGAGGUAAGGCAGCCAUGAAAUCCCACUAUGUCUCCGUGCCGCUGACCACUGAAUGUAGGGAGAAUCUGAAGGCACUGCAGGAGACGCUCUUAGAUGACGCCAAAAAACUCAAGCUUCGGAGCAACUUUGUCGAGGACGCCCACUUAACCCUCGGCGUCUUCAGUAUCGACAAAAGCAAGAGACGUGAUGGGGAGACAGAGGAGCAGCUUAUUGUAUCCGUGAAUAAAGUUCUCCAGGAUUUCCUACAGAAGCAGAGGCCGCCGCUGCAGCUGACCUUUGGGGAACUCGGCAACUUUGGGACGCGCAUUGUGUUCAUCAACAUAACCAACGUGACGCAGCUGGAGACUCUGCGACAGGAGAUAAAAGACCUACUGAAGGAGGAGGGAAUCUUGGUCGCCGACAACAGGUUCACGCCGCACGUCACGCUCUUCAGGCAGGCGUCCAGGGGCCCCGUGAAGCCCGAGGCGUCAGUGCAGGAUCUGGUCACCCGCAAAGACAUUUCGCCAGUUGUCGCCUCGCCGCUCAACAAAAUCGUGUUUCAGAAGCUUCGCGAGUAGGCGGCUAGGUGCUGGUGACGCGUGUGUGUGUGUGUGUGUGUGUGUGUGUGUGUGUGUGUGUGUGUGUGUGUGUGUGUGUGUGUGUGUGACGUGCAUGUGACGUGCAUGUGACGGCAAAUCGUCACCAAACGCUCCGUCCCCCCCCACCAAAAAAUAAAUAUAAGUGUUGUAUGUCGUAAAUUAUUUAAUAAGUAAUGAGUGCCACUUGUCAUAGUGUAGUUCUUUACUUAAUAGUAUUAUUUGUAAGGAAAACUAGGUCUUCGCUAACGGAGAUCUGGAGUACAAUAAAGUAUUUUAUAUAGACUUACUAAC
Portunus trituberculatus (swimming crab) is the source of this 1242-nucleotide messenger RNA. RefSeq lists its product as uncharacterized. The coding region runs from base 388 to 930 and encodes 180 amino acids. The record is from RefSeq and is a predicted model, not a curated record. The transcript has 4 exons. Gene Ontology annotation, cellular component: cytosol. Lineage: Eukaryota; Metazoa; Arthropoda; Malacostraca; Decapoda; Portunidae. Gene Ontology annotation, molecular function: protein kinase A regulatory subunit binding.